GCUAGUUGUAGUUAGCACGUUGGCUAAUGCGGCUACAGUAGCUACAGACGACGUUAAAUUAUAUGCAAAGUGACACCCAGUAAAACUAAACGAAAGGAUUUUUAGCUUUUUCUCCCAUGUCAUCCAAUCCACCUACUCAAGCCAUGGCGGACAGUCCUGCUCAGCCGACUUUCUCCGCUAACGUCAAUGUUAGCUGCGCAACGAGCUGCUGCGGCUAAGCUUAUUUCAGCUAACCAAAUUAGCUCUACGCUAGUUUUCCAUCGCCUCAAGUGCUCCAAUGAAUGGGGGGUUGCUACACUGAGCGAAGGCGUCAGUCAACAAUGUACGCCUGCUACUACUUAGCUUCCUUGUUGUGGUCCUGCUUGGCUGGUACUUAGCUGCCAGGUGCUCGAAGAAGUGGACACAAAGACCGGAUUUACUAGCGUGCCAUUAGACGCAGCUGUGGGAAAACUUUGUGAGAAAAUGCAUCAUCACGAAGAAAUCAUACACAAGCCAGGACUGGCAGCCUCCGUUUGCCUGCGAUGUACGCAACUUCCGCUUCACUCCACGAGUACAAAGACUGAAUGAACUCGAGGCCCUCACUCGGGUUAAGCUCAACUUUCUGGAUCAGAUCGCAAAGUUCUGGGAGCUGCAGGGAUCCAAGCUCCGAUUCCCGCAUGUGGAGAGAAAGAUCCUGGACCUCUAUCAGCUCAGCAAGGUAGUGUCAUCCGAAGGCGGCUUUGAGACGGUGUGUAAAGAGAAGAGGUGGUCCAAGGUUUCCAGUCGGAUGGGCUUCCCACCUGGGAAAGGAACCGGUUCACUACUACGUUCCCACUAUGAGAGGAUCCUGUACCCCUAUGAGCUCUUCCAGUCUGGAGCAACUCUGACUGGCAUCCACCGUCUGUACGAUGAGGGAGACGAUGAGGAAGACAUAGAUGAGGGGGUUGGCGAGGAGGCGGUGGAGGAGGAAGAUCAAGAGGAUGAGGAUGAUAAGGACAAGGACAGAGACGGGGAGCUUGAUUCAACGCAAACCAAAGAGCGGCUUCUGCCUGAGAGACGCUCCAGGCGUCUGAAGUCUGAGAGAGAAAACAAGGAGCCAAAAGGCCUCAAGAUCUUUGGUACAAGUCCCAAGAUGGUGGGCUUGGAGAUUGUGUCUGCUGAUGACGGAUUCAACAAGAAACAGCGUCACCUCAAAGCCCAGGCCUUCGCCAUCAAAAUGAGACCACGCAAGGAGACCCUGGAGGUCAACUUUAUCGACCUGUACCUCUGUCUGAUGUGUGGACGAGGCGAUGAAGAGGACCGGCUCCUGCUGUGUGAUGGCUGUGACGACAGCUACCACACCUUCUGCCUGAUCCCACCCCUGCAGGAUGUACCCAAGGGGGACUGGCGCUGCCCUAAGUGUGUUGCUGAGGAAUGCAGUAAGCCCAGGGAGGCAUUUGGCUUUGAGCAGGCUGUGAGGGAGUACUCUCUCCAGAGCUUUGGAGAAAUGGCCGACCACUUCAAGUCCGACUAUUUCAACAUGCCUGUUCAUAUGGUCCCCACAGAGCUGGUGGAGAAAGAGUUCUGGCGCCUGGUCAGCAGCAUCGAGGAGGACGUCAUCGUAGAAUACGGAGCUGACAUCAGCUCCAAGGAAGUGGGCAGUGGAUUUCCCAUCAGGGAUGGUAAGAGGAGGCUACUGGGAGAUGAAGAGGAGUACGCCAACUCGGGCUGGAACCUGAACAACAUGCCAGUGCUGGAGCAGUCAGUGCUCACCCACAUCAAUGUGGACAUCUCGGGUAUGAAAGUACCCUGGCUGUAUGUGGGCAUGUGUUUCUCCUCGUUCUGCUGGCAUAUCGAGGAUCACUGGAGCUACUCCAUCAAUUUCCUGCACUGGGGCGAGCCAAAGACCUGGUACGGAGUGCCGGCUUCAGCAGCAGAGCAGCUGGAGGCGGUUAUGAAGAAGUUGGCUCCAGAGCUGUUUGACUCCCAGCCUGACCUCCUCCAUCAACUGGUCACCAUCAUGAAUCCCAAUGUCCUCAUGGAGCAUGGCGUCCCUGUGUACAGGACUAAUCAGUGCGCAGGGGAGUUUGUGGUGACUUUCCCCAGGGCGUACCACAGUGGCUUCAACCAGGGCUACAAUUUUGCAGAAGCUGUUAACUUCUGCACAGCCGACUGGUUACCCAUGGGCCGUCAAUGCGUGGCCCACUACCAACGCCUGCACCGCUACUGCGUCUUCUCCCACGAGGAGCUGCUGUGCAAGAUGGCUGCUGAUCCAGAGAGCCUCGACGUGGAACUGGCUGCCGCUGUGUUCAAGGAAAUGGGAGACAUGAUGGAAGAAGAGACAAAACUAAGACAGGCGGUCCAGGAAAUGGGUGUGCUGUCCUCAGAGCAGGAGGUUUUUGAGCUGGUGCCUGACGACGAACGCCAGUGCCACAAGUGUAAGACGACCUGUUUCCUGUCUGCGCUGACGUGCUCCUGUAGCCCCGACAGGCUGGUUUGUCUCCACCAUGCAGCAGAUCUCUGUGACUGUCCACUUGGCGACAAGUGUCUCCGGUAUCGCUAUGAUCUGGAGGAGUUUCCGUCCAUGCUGUAUGGAGUAAAGACACGGGCACAGUCCUAUGACACCUGGGCAAAGAGGGUCACUGAAGCCUUGGCUGCAGACCAGAAGAACAAAAAAGAUCUUAUCGAGCUCAAAGUUUUGCUUGAGGAUGCAGAGGACAGGAAGUACCCUGAGAACUCUCUGUUCCGACGCCUUAGGGAGAUGGUCAAGGAGGCGGAAACAUGUUCCUCUGUAGCCCAGCUGCUGCUCAGCCGCAAACAGAGGCACAGCAGUCGCCUGCGUUCUGAGAGCAGUCGUAACCGCACCAAACUGACAGUGGAUGAGCUCAAGGCCUUCGUGGACCAGCUCUACAGGCUGCCCUGCAUCAUCAGCCAGGCCCGACAAGUCAAAGAGUUACUGGAGAAUGUGGAGGACUUCCAUGAGCGAGCCCAGGUGGCGCUGGCAGACGAGAUGCCCGAUUCCUCCAAGCUUCAGGCUCUGUUGGAUCUGGGCAGCGGUUUGGACGUUGAGCUGCCGGAGCUACCCCGACUCAAACAGGAGCUCCAGCAGGCCCGCUGGCUCGAUGAGGUGCGUGUCACCCUGGCCGAGCCUCACCGCGUCACCUUGGAGCUGAUGAAGAGGCUGAUAGACUCCGGGGUGGGCCUGGCUCCCCACCACGCUGUGGAGAAGGCGAUGGCCGAACUGCAGGAGAUCCUCACUGUCUCGGAGAGAUGGGAGGAUAAAGCUCGUGCUUGCCUGCAGGCCAGGCCUCGCCACAGCAUGGUGACUUUGGAGAGUAUUGUGCUGGAGGCCAGGAACAUUCCAGCAUACUUACCUAAUAUUUUGGCCCUCCGAGAGGCCCUGCACAAGGCCAAGGAGUGGACUUCUAAGGUGGAGGCCAUCCAGAGUGGCGGUAGCUACGCGUACCUGGAGCAGCUGGAAAGCCUGCUGGCUCGGGGUCGUUCCAUCCCUGUCCGGCUAGAUCCGCUGGCCCAGGUGGAGUCUCAGGUGGCCUCGGCCCGAGCCUGGAGGGAGAGGACUGGUCGCACCUUCCUCAAGAAGAACUCCACGUACACACUGCUCCAGGUUCUCAGUCCUCGUGUGGACAUCGGGGUCUACGGCAACAGCAAGAGCAAGCGGAAGCGCGUCAAGGAGCUCAUGGAGAAGGAGAGAGGAGGCUUCGACCCAGACACCUUGAGCGACCUGGAAGAGAGCCUCGAGGAGGUGCGAGACCCCGCCACCGUUGUAGCAGCCUUCAAAUCCAAAGAGCAAAAAGAAGUGGAGUCCAUCCAUUCACUCCGUGCUGCCAAUCUGGCCAAGAUGGCCAUGGCCGACCGCAUCGAGGAGGUCAAGUUCUGCCUGUGUCGAAAGACGGCCAGCGGUUUCAUGCUGCAGUGCGAGUUGUGUAAGGACUGGUUUCACGGGGCGUGCGUGCCUCUGCCUAAGACUGGGUCCCAGAAGAAGCUGGGUGUGGGCUGGCAGAGCAACAGCAAAGACUCCAAAUUCCUGUGCCCGCUGUGUCAGAGGUCGAGGAGGCCGAGAUUAGAGACCAUCCUUUCGCUGUUGGUGUCGCUGCAGAAGCUUCCGGUGCGUCUACCAGAAGGAGAGGCCCUCCAGUGUUUGACAGAGAGGGCAAUGAGCUGGCAGGACCGAGCGCGUCAGUCUCUGGCCACUGAGGAGCUGUCCUCAGCCCUGGCAAAGCUGUCAGUGCUGAGCCAGCGUAUGGUGGAGCAGGCUGCUAGGGAGAAAACCGAGAAGAUCAUCAAUGCCGAGUUGCAGAAAGCCGCUGCCAACCCUGACUUGCAGGGCCACAUCCAGACUUUUCAGCAGUCAGGUUUCAGCAGAGCCACAUCACCUCGGCAGUCUGUGGACUACGAUGAUGAGGAGACAGACUCGGACGAGGACAUCAGGGAGACCUAUGGUUACGACAUGAAGGACCCAGGCGAGGUGAAGCCCUACCUUUUCUGUGAUGAGGAGAUCCCUGUGAAAUCAGAGGAGGUGGUCAGUCACAUGUGGCCGGCUGCCACACCCUCAUUCUGCGCCGAGCACGCCUACUCCUCAGCCUCCAAGUCCUGUGUGCAAAACGUGAGCACGCCUAGAAAGCAGCCCAGGAAGACCCCCCUAGUACCUCGCAGCCUGGAGCCGCCAGUGCUCGAGCUGUCCCCUCAGGCUAAGGCCCAGCUGGAGGAACUGAUGAUGCUGGGAGACCUGCUGGAGGUGUCCCUGGAUGAGACCCAGCACAUCUGGAGAAUUCUGCAGGCCACACACCCCCCCUCAGAGGAGAGAUUCCUGCAGGUCAUGGAGCCUGAUGACUCUCUAAUGGAGAAGCCUCUAAAAAUCAAGCUGAAAGAUUCAGAGAAGAAGAGGAAACGAAAGUUAGAAAGAGCCGAGCACCACCACAUGCUGAUGGCCACCGCCGGUGGAACCUCACCAAUGGGAGAAAUGCGACCGGCCAAGUCCAAAGAACUUAAAAGGGUGGGCCUGGAGCUUGGUCUUGGGGUCAAACCCAAGAAGAAGAAACUAAAACUCAACCUGGAGAAGAACCGCGAGAUGAAGCAGCUGGCUAAGCGGUUAGCCAAGGAGGAGAAGGAGAGGAAGAGGAAGGAGAAGGCAGCCGCUAAGGCCGAGGCCAUCAGGGAAGGACUGGAGAAAAGGAAGGAGAAGAAGAUUCUCGACAUUCCCUCCAAGUACGACUGGUCCGGGGCUGAAGACUCCAAUGAUGAGAACGCUGUUUGUGCAGCCAAAAACUGCCAGAGACCCUGUAAAGAUAAGGUGGACUGGGUGCAGUGCGACGGCGGCUGCGACGAGUGGUUCCACCAGGUGUGCGUCGGCGUAUCGUGCGAGAUGGCGGAGAACGAGGAUUACAUCUGCAUGGACUGCUCCCGGAAGGCCACUGGCGCGGGCGGGGGGAUGGCGGUGGAGGAGGUGGCGGAGGAAAGCGUGGUGUUGCUGGCGACGUCGAUGUGCGGCGGCGUGCAGAGCCUGCCCUCAGCGACGGCAACGGUCGUGGCCUCGUGGUCUCACUCGCCAUCCGCCGUGCUUCUAAACCCAGCAACUUCACAUCAUCAUCAGCAGCAGCAGCAAGAGCCUCAGCAGGGCAGUUAGCGCUAAUAAAAAAGGGGGGUUAAGACUGAGUUUGAAUACCGUACCUCACACAAUGUGCAUAACACAAAACCCAGUAUCCAGGAUAGCGUUUCAACCUCUUGACCUGUAAGACUGUUCGGCAUCUAACAGAGGGAAAGAAUAGCCCUUUGUGAAUUAGUUCAGCAGGGGCAUUUCUCUAUCAGCCUGGAUUAUAGAGCACAAGACAAACAUAAAGGCGGAGAGGAAGAGCUAAGUGCUGCCUUCACACACUGAAACACACUGAAGUCCUCUCUCCUCUCCGCACGAUGGAUCCGAGUGCCGGGACGUGUCGAGAAGGCCGACAGAGCACGGACAGAGUUUUUAGCUCCAGAAAAAUCCACCAGCUACUUCCCAAAACCUCCUCUCUCUUUCUCUCUCUCUCUACAGUAAUAAAGACAACGGUCCACUAAACAGUCAGACAAACACGCACUUAGCCCAGCUGUUGUAUUCAAACAAAUAAUGUUCCCAGUCGUCUUGAACCGCUCCCCCCUCAGCCCGGCCCUUCAGACAGUAACAUCUCAAUAUGUAGGACUCAAGACUAGGAAAAACAAAUGGUUGUAAUGUAGUGCAAUUAUUUAUAAUGUACAUAGCUUUUAAGCAAUUAAACGAAUGGAUUGUGGCUUUUUUUUGUUUUCUCACCUUUAAUAAACUAUUCCUAGUCAAAUGAUCGAUGGUUAUGUG
Molecule: messenger RNA, 6301 nt
Organism: Scomber scombrus (Atlantic mackerel)
Lineage: Eukaryota; Metazoa; Chordata; Actinopteri; Scombriformes; Scombridae
Gene: kdm5a
Product: lysine demethylase 5A
Exons: 29
Coding region: 767-5602 (1611 amino acids)
Biological process (GO): chromatin remodeling
Cellular component (GO): nucleus
Molecular function (GO): DNA binding; histone demethylase activity
Source: RefSeq, a predicted model, not a curated record